AUGGCGACCGUCACUCAGAUUUUCGACGCCUUGCCCGAGACUCUAACCGAGAUCACCGUGCAACGGAAGGAGGACCUAUUGUUGACCUACCCGGCGCCAACUUUCAUGAAGCUCUGGAGAGAAUUCAAACCGCUCACUGCAGCCCACUUCCCAACGGACUUCAAGCCCGCCAAGUUCGCGCCCCCUCGAGAUGUCUAUGUCGGCAAGACACUACGGCUAGAGUGGCAGCAGAUGGACAACCGUCAGCCCUUCUACCACCGCAACGUGGAUGUCGAUGAGCUUUCGUAUCAGGUCUCCGGCGAGCGCACCCAGAUGACCGAGGUCGGCACCGCAGAUCUCCGCCCCGGAGACUUUGCCAGGAUCCCCGUUGGCAUCGCUCAUGACAACUACGGCCGCAAGGAGGUUCAUUUGCUCUUCUACAGCAUCGCUCCAGUAUCCGACGUAGGCAGCAACGCCACUGUAGCGGAGCGCAAGAAGGUUCCCUUUGAGAACUUCUCAGUCAACCAAAGGGCGACGGAGAUGGUCACCGAGUGCCUCGGGGCGCUGGGCUGCGACCUGUCCGUCUCCUUGGUCGAUGAGACACUACUGCUCGGGGGGACUAUCGAAACGGACGCCCAGCUUAUCGUGCAACGGCCUGCGGCGGCCGGGCCCGAGAUCGAAUGGGUAUACAAGUCGCAAAAUGUGUGGCUUGGAAACGUCCAGCUCGAGAGCAGCAGAGGGGAAGUCUAUCGGUGCCAUCGGAGAGCUGACGCUAUUCAGUACCAGAUCAGCGGUACACGUACCUUGGUGACGCAGAAGGGCCUGAUGAAGUUAGAACCAGGCGACUUUGUCAAUAUUCCCCGAGGAUGCGCCUACACGAGCAUCACAUCGGCCUCAAGCAGUCAUAUCAUUGUUCUCACCACCGAACGUCUUCCGCUGCAGGGCGAACCCUCCAAAGUAGCAGAGCGGUGCAGCCUGGAGGAAAUUGAAGCGGCGCGUCGGGGCAUGUCUGGCGUCCUGUAG
Fusarium sp. VM40 is the source of this 1002-nucleotide messenger RNA. The record is from the annotation of a GenBank genome assembly. Lineage: Eukaryota; Fungi; Ascomycota; Sordariomycetes; Hypocreales; Nectriaceae.